GAAAGACUUUGCUUUGUUUUUGUUUACGUUCUCUUUAACAAUAAUAAUAAUAAUGAUAAUUUUACAAAGCUAUCUUUUGUAGGGCAAAGACGAUCACGACAAUAGAAGACACGUAGACCUUCGAAGCUUGAAAGAAAAACACUGAUUGUUGUUAAUGGAGGUCGGCCCCAAGAUUAGUGGAGAAGCUGUUAUUGAAAAGCUCAAGGAUGACGGCGACUUCGACAAACUCCGUCUCAAAAUCAUUCGCAAGCUGAAAGACAAUGAAGAAUUGCGCAAUAAUAUUGUUGCAAUAGUGAAGCAAUCGGCAGCACUUAAUCGGGCAGGAACUGAAAAUGUGAAGCCUCGGCAAAUUUCUGAUGCGAUAUAUGAUGAGGUUGGGGAAGAAAUAAUGAGCAAGGUUUCUGAUAACUUAUGGGAGAUAAUCAGAUCAGCUGAUGGCAUGAAAAAUGAAAUCACUGAAACGGUGCAAUCUGUCUACAAUAAGUUAGCGAACCCGAAAGCGGAGGAAAAUGCCGAAGCAUCUACCCACCAUGCUGUACCAGUUUGGAAGGAAGGUGAUAAUAAUGGUUCUAUGAAGGCCUCCACCAGUCAGUUAGAACAUUCUGAGGCUGAUCCGGAAGAACCUCCCGGUUUUUCUUUUGCUGGUAAUCAUACAAACAAUGGAAAGCAGCACAUAGAGGAUCUGCAAUUUCCAAAACAUCGUGAAGGAAGACACAGCAACGAUAGUCGAAACUUAGAGGGACAUAAUCCAAACAACGUGUCCGAUGCAGAUAAUGUUGAUCUGCCGCCAGGCUUUGUUUCUAACAGGAAGCACAACCCAGAUGUUGAUGAUGAUGAAGACCCAGAUGUUCCCCCUGGCUUCGGUUGAAAAACUAGAUUUUUACUUCGGUUUUCUUCUUAUUAUGCAGUCACCAGUUUUGAGCAUAUAGCAACAAGUAUUUGAUCAAAUCUUGUGUUGCUACGUGAUGAACAAAGUCGGGAUUGAACAACUGAUCAUCUCGUCUCCCAUGGUUUGUAAUGGAUGCAGGUGAUGGUUAUAAUGUAUAAAGUCUGAGUUCCAUGUGGAUUGAAUUGUGAAACACUAUGUUGAGAAUAGAACCUAGUUCAUAUUUAAGGUAUAA
Cucumis melo (muskmelon) is the source of this 1121-nucleotide messenger RNA. RefSeq lists its product as uncharacterized. NCBI's taxonomy places the organism in Eukaryota, Viridiplantae, Streptophyta, Magnoliopsida, Cucurbitales, Cucurbitaceae. The record is from RefSeq and is a predicted model, not a curated record. The transcript has 3 exons. Bases 155 to 868 code for a protein of 237 amino acids.